AUGGAAAAUCUGUGGCAUUGGUUCUUCAUUGCCAUAGCUGCAUUAUUUAUUGCUGCAACUCAAGCCAGUCCCAUUGAAUUGGGUCAUUAUGGUCAUGGGGCAAUUCUGGCACAUGCUCCAGUACAUGCUGUUCAUGCUGAGCCUGUGGCCUAUCCAAAAUAUUCAUUCAAUUAUGGCAUCAAGGAUCCCCAUACCGGUGAUAUUAAAUCUCAAGCUGAGGAACGUGAUGGUGAUGUAGUCAAGGGCCACUACUCGUUGGUUGAACCCGAUGGCUCCGUGCGUACCGUCAACUACAGUGCCGAUGAUCAUAGUGGCUUCAAUGCUGUUGUCCACAAGUCUGCGCCAGCUGUGCAUGCAGCCCCCGUCCAUGCUCCCGCCUAUGCCCAUGCUCCAUUGUUGCAUCACUAUUAG
Messenger RNA from Musca domestica (house fly), 411 nucleotides. Its product is annotated as cuticle protein 8-like. Gene Ontology annotation, cellular component: extracellular matrix. The coding region runs from base 1 to 411 and encodes 136 amino acids. The transcript is spliced from 3 exons. NCBI's taxonomy places the organism in Eukaryota, Metazoa, Arthropoda, Insecta, Diptera, Muscidae. The record is from RefSeq and is a predicted model, not a curated record.